UAAAGCGAAAAGGAUGCUGCUCUUGAAAGCAUCCGGAAGCAAUCUCUUAAACGACUGCAGCUAAAGCCUGUUAAUGGACGUCCUCUAAUCCUCGGGUGCACUUUCCAGUCCGCAAGAGGAGCUGACUCACUCCCCUGUCACCUCCUACCUGGAGGAGGGCGCUCUUUAUUCAGUUUCCAUCCUCCGUGGAGAGGCUGUGGCGUGCUGGUCCAGAGCUGGGUACUUCUCCAAGUGCUCGUCAUCCGUGCUCCGACAGGCCGGAGCAGCACUGUGAGCAUCACCGCAUCACAUCCACUCGACAUGGACUUCUCCAUCCGCGCGGCCAACCUGGACGACUGCAAGGACAUCGCGCGGAUGAUCAUGGAACUGGCAGAGUAUGAGAAACUGGCAGAGCAUGUGAAAGUGACCCAGAAAGACUUGGAGCAGGAUGGCUUUUCCAAGAACCCGUUCUUUCACGGGAUCAUCGCUGAGGUGCCAGAACAGCACAAAACCAAAGAAGGGCACACAAAGAUCGGCUAUGCACUUUACUUCUAUUCCUACAGCUCCUGGUCAGGCAGAGCCAUUUAUAUGGAGGACCUGUAUGUGAUGCCUGAGUUCAGAGGGAAAGGUGUCGGUAAAGCACUAAUGAGCAAGGUGGCACAGCUGGCUCUGGCUGCUGGUUGCCACCAGCUCAACUUCACCGUCCUGGACUGGAACAAACCAUCGAUGGACUUUUACCUCAGCCAGGGCAGCUUCGAUAUCACUGCUUCCAUGGGCUACCACUGCAUGCGCUGCGAGGGGGAGGCGCUGGAGCACCUGGCUCAACCUUAACCCAACCCUCAUGACCUUUCGUGACCUUUGCAGCCAUGAGGUCAGCCCACACACUGCAGGGAUGGAGCACCACUCAGUGGCCUCUUUCCAAAACUUGACAAGCUGAUUUUUAUUGACUGUUUGCUAAUCCCUGCCUUCCUUAACAUUCUAACUUUAAAGCCAUUUAGCAAUGUGUUGCAUAUUAACUAUAACAUUUUUCACCAUUUUUAUGCAGCAAACGUCACCUACAUGUUGGUAACUAGCCUUUACUUUACGGAUCACUUAAAGUUGGUAGAAACACACCCCUACCACAGUAUAAUAUUUAAGAGAUAUAACUUUUAAAAUACCUGUCGUUUUAAUGGAGAGAGACAGAAUACAUAUCACAUAAGAGUUCUAAACUGAAUUGCAUAUUUUCAUUGACUGAAAUAAGUAUUUGAUCCCCUACAACCCAGCCAGAAUUCUGGCUCCCACAGAUUGGCUGUGUGUAGCACACGGAUUACAGUCAACCAAUGAAUUAAUGAUUCCACAUUUCAGUCUCUCCACCACCAUGGACAAGAACAAAGAUCUGUCAAAGGAUGUCAGGAACAAGAUUGUAAGCUUGCACAGGAAUGGGAUGGGCUACAGGACCAUCACAAAUAGAAGACAUAAAAGAACCAUCAGUCAGCCUCAGCCUAGAUCUCCAUGCAAGGUCUUGCCUCAUGAGCUGAGGAUAAUCAUGAGACAGGUGGUAGACCAGUGCACUAUUAAAGAUCUGAAGGCAGUUGGGACCACAGUCACCAAAAACACCAUUGCUAACACACUACUCUCUAAUGGACUGAAAUCUUGCAACACUUGUAAAGUUCUUCUUUUCAAGAAGGCCUGACUUAAGUUUGUCAGCUGAAUGAUUCAGUGAAAGCUUGGGAGAAAGAAAAUCAACUCAACCUGCCAUGUUUGGAGGAAGAGAAAUGCUGAGUAUGACCCAAACACCACCAUCCCCACAGUCAAGCACAGAGGUGGAAACAUGCUACAGCUAAAAGUACAGGACCACUUCACUGUACCGAGGGGCCGUGAAACCUUGGGCAAGAACUUUGUUCCCUGAGUCAGAACACUGAAAUGAGUCAUGGAUGGGUCUUCCAGCAAAAAACCCCAAAAACCCACCAAGAUAAAAAUUAGUGACUUCAACCAGUGUUUCCCAACCUUUUGGAGCCACAGCACAUAUUUCACGUUAAAAAAAGCACACAAAACGCUACCAAACAAAAAUGUCACAAAGAGCAUAUUGAUCAUUUUCCCCUGCGCACCAGGUAUAGUGGAAUUGGCUCGUUUGUCCCCAGCAUACCUUUUUUCUUUUGACCAUGACAUAAUAGUCAUGCUGUGGUCUCACAGCAUGACUAUGUAAUUUCUUCUUUGUCUUCUUCUGCUUUACUGGCA
Molecule: messenger RNA, 2196 nt
Organism: Haplochromis burtoni (Burton's mouthbrooder)
Lineage: Eukaryota; Metazoa; Chordata; Actinopteri; Cichliformes; Cichlidae
Gene: sat2a.1
Product: spermidine/spermine N1-acetyltransferase family member 2a, tandem duplicate 1
Exons: 6
Coding region: 301-810 (169 amino acids)
Molecular function (GO): N-acetyltransferase activity
Source: RefSeq, a predicted model, not a curated record